AUGGCAAAUAAGCUUCAAAGAAGAGCUGCAUUUCAUAGAAAGCUUCAACUGAUGCGAACUCUCACCAACUCUAAAUCCGUUAAAGGAAACUCCAGCAUCUUAAAUGUUCUUCUCCAUUUUCACAAGGUUAGAGUCAAGUUGGAAGAAAUACAAAGAGAUUACCGAAACCUUAUAGCUAUCAGGAACGAAUACUUCACUCUAUUGAACCAAUUACAAAUCCCAAAGGAAGUGAAGGUGGAGAAGAAUGGAAAAGAGUUUGUAGUUAAAGUGGGAUGCAACAAAGGAGGGGAUACGUUAGUGUCAAUUGUGGAGGCGUUUGAAGAACUGGGUCUUAAUGUUGUUCAAGCAAGAGUUUGUUGCAAUCAUUUCUUUUCCAUGGAAGCCAUUGUUGUGGAUCAACACCAAGAAACUACAGAAAUCAAAGAUAUUACUCAAGCUGUUCUUAAAGCCAUCGAAAAGCAAGGAAAUGUCAUUGUUUAG
This is a messenger RNA of Hibiscus syriacus, 480 nucleotides long. RefSeq lists its product as uncharacterized. The transcript has 3 exons. Gene Ontology annotation, molecular function: sequence-specific DNA binding; DNA-binding transcription factor activity. The coding region runs from base 1 to 480 and encodes 159 amino acids. Gene Ontology annotation, biological process: regulation of DNA-templated transcription. Gene Ontology annotation, cellular component: nucleus. Lineage: Eukaryota; Viridiplantae; Streptophyta; Magnoliopsida; Malvales; Malvaceae. The record is from RefSeq and is a predicted model, not a curated record.